This is a messenger RNA of Siniperca chuatsi (mandarin fish), 7842 nucleotides long. It is a transcript of the gene adcy8, whose product is annotated as adenylate cyclase 8 (brain). Gene Ontology annotation, biological process: adenylate cyclase-activating G protein-coupled receptor signaling pathway; intracellular signal transduction; cAMP biosynthetic process. NCBI's taxonomy places the organism in Eukaryota, Metazoa, Chordata, Actinopteri, Centrarchiformes, Sinipercidae. Gene Ontology annotation, molecular function: adenylate cyclase activity. Gene Ontology annotation, cellular component: plasma membrane. Bases 1878 to 5594 code for a protein of 1238 amino acids. The transcript has 18 exons. The record is from RefSeq and is a predicted model, not a curated record.
UCUACUUUCUUGUCCACAUUACCCACAAUGCAGCACCACGACAGCUUGGUUGGAGAUGGCUAAUGGCGAAAUUUUGAAAUGAAAACGUUUAGUUUUUCAGAAUUGUCCAAUAUUGACAUUGAUGUCUGGCAAUAGAGUUGGUGCAUUGUCUUGUUCAAACAAAAAAAAAAAAAAAAAGUUGGAAGCACAUUAUAUUGUCUAAAAUUUCAUUUUAUUCAGAAGCAUUAAGAUUUCCCCUAACUGGAAGUAUAAGACCAGGAAAAACGGACCCAGGGUGAGCGCUUUAUCAGCUCGAUCAAACAUCAGUCAGUUCACGGUUCAUUGAACUGAAGUGAGCACAACAAAGGGCCGAACCAGAAACAGAGAAUGAGGGCGAGACAAAAGACAAAGAAUCUGGAGAAAUAUUUGGGGACAGAGGGAUGAUGAAAGAAAGAGGGUAGAAAUGGAGGAUGAAGGGAUAAAGGAGGAGAAGAGCGUGGGAUGAGAAAGACGGUUAAGACAAGGAAAGAGAGGGAGCACACACACACACACACACACACACACACACACACACACACACACAGAUACAGAGGUGACUGUGACGUCAAACCGGAGCCCAGCUGACACGCUCGCUCCGCCGUUCCUCUCGCUGACCAGCCUCGCGCUCCCUGCACAUCUACUCCACGCGGCGGCUGCUGCACGCCCUUCUAAACACCGAGGAGGAGGAGAAGGAGACGAAGAAGAAGAAGAAGAAGAAGAAGGGGGAAAACCGGGAGGACUCACACGGAGAGACGGCUCACUGGAGGAGGAGGAGGAACUGGAGGAGGAGGAGGAGGAAGGAGGCUACGUUUUCAUCCUCGCGCGCAGCACGGGGACGUAUAGGACAUUAUUUUUUGGACACAUGGAGACGAGCCGCUUUCCCUUGCGCGGUCUCCUCACAGAGAUAACCGAGUAGGACUGUGACGGAGGACUGUUGUGUGUCUUACUGGCACCGCUCCCCAGCCAGGUGUUGCAUUCAAGUGCGAACCCCUCGUGGAGAUGGAGAGGCACGAGAAGGAGGGUUGAUCAGCUUUGCGGAGCUCGCGCACUCGACACUGAGCCUCUUGAGCAACAACAUGUUGACAAAUCAGAACAGUCUCCGGCUCCAGACCACUGCGGUUUGAAGAAACGGAUUCUAUUAACGGAUUUUUUUGGUCUUUUCUUUUGGCGUUUUCUGUCGGCCGUUGACCUUACCGGAUUUGUCUUCUGUGGCAUAUUUUAUGAACGUUACAGAAAACGGGAAUUAACGUGAAAAUUAGUACUUUUUUUGCUCUGCAGCGGCACGCGCAAAUAGGAAUGGCAAAGUAAACGGACCCAGCUGUGCCAACGACGCACGAGCCAUUUUGGGGGAUUCAGUUCAUCACACUGAACCGGUGAUUCUGCCGUCUGCGGAGGCUGCUGCCUGACACCUCUUGCACCCCGAACCUCCGCCUUGUUUUUACGGAUCCCGGCUCUCCGUGACGCCGCGGCACCCUGAUGGUGCGGACGGUCGGCGCACGGUGGCUCGAGCUGCUGCUUGGACACGCCGCCCGGUGAUAUCUAGCCUUCAGCAUGAUGAUGAUGGUGAUGAUGGUACGCGAUUAACCCGGGAGAUGCUUUUCCACUCGAGUCGGAUUUAUGUGCUGUUUCUUCAGUGGAAUCGUUCGCGUGACGAUGACCUCCAUCCGCGCUUUACCAAGUGCCGUGCUCGCCGCAACCCAAGAGAGAAGCACGCGCCCCCGGUUCGAUGCGCACGAGAGGACGUCGUCUCCCCAAAAUCGCUGAGCUAACUCACAGCCGGGAAGAGAGGGAUAAUAUCAACCGACACAACCGAUAGGAGAAGAAAACAAGAACAACAGCAGCAACAAGCGGCAGCCGUGAUGGAACUGUCCGAGGUCCGGUGCUCCAGCGCGAGCGAGGAGCUGUACACCAUCAACAAGACCCCGAGCAGCAGCAACAACAGCAACAGCAGUGGCAGCGCGCGACCCAAACGGCUGCUGUGGCAGAACGCGGUGCGGCACAUCACCGAGCAGCGCUUCAUCCACGAGCAGGGCGGGGGGGGCGGAGGAGGGGUGAAGGCCAUCGGGCCGGACGAGCCCUACGACCCGAGCCAGGGCGCGCGGAAGCAGUCGGCGGGGCGGACGUCGGUGGGAGACCGGCACAACAACGGCGGGACCAAGGUGUUCCCGGAGCGCGCCAGCAGCGACCUGGGCUUCCUGCAGAUUGACUGUGCGCCGAGCAACUCCGACUUCUUCCUGAACUGGGGCUACACGUACCGGGGCGUCAUCUUCCCCACGCUGCGGAACGCCUUCAAGUCCCGCGACCUGGAGCGGCUGUACCAGCGCUACUUUCUGGGCCAGAGGCGCAAGUCGGUGGUGGUGAUGAACAUCCUGGACGUGGUGACCAAGCUCACCCUGCUGGUGCUGCACCUCACCCUGGCCUCCUCACCGAUGGACCCGAUUAAAGGGACGCUCCUGGGCUUCUUCACGGGCAUCGAAGUCGUAAUUUGUGCCUUAGUGGUGGUGCGGAAGGACACCACGUCGCACAGCUACUUGCAGUACAGCGGCGUGGUCACCUGGGUGGCCAUGGCCACGCAGAUCCUGGCGGCCGGGCUGGGCUACGGGCUGCUGGGUGACGGGGUGGGAUACGUGCUCUUCACCCUGUUCGCCACCUACAGCAUGCUGCCGCUGCCGCUCACCUGGGCCAUCCUGGCCGGCCUGUUCACCUCGGGGCUCCACAUCCUGGUCCAGCUGCUCAUCUCCCAGAAUGCACAGCUCUCUACCAACCAGGUAGCGGCUCAGGCUGUGUUGUUCAUGUGUAUGAACACUGCUGGAAUAUUCAUCAGUUACCUGUCUGACCGGGCUCAGCGUCAGGCCUUCCUGGAGACCCGGCGCUGCAUUGAGGCUCGGCUGCGACUCGAGACAGAGAAUCAGAGACAGGAAAGACUGGUGUUAUCAGUCCUACCACGUUUUGUAGUUUUGGAAAUGAUCAACGACAUGACAAAUGUAGAGGACGAACACCUCCAACAUCAGUUUCACAGAAUCUACAUCCACCGCUAUGAGAAUGUCAGCAUUCUUUUCGCAGAUGUCAAAGGCUUCACAAACCUCUCCACGACGCUGUCAGCGCAGGAGCUGGUGCGAAUGUUGAAUGAACUCUUUGCACGCUUCGACCGCCUCGCACAUGAGAACCACUGUCUACGAAUAAAGAUCCUGGGAGACUGUUACUACUGUGUGUCUGGUCUACCUGAGCCCAGACAGGACCACGCCCACUGCUGUGUGGAGAUGGGCCUCAGCAUGAUCAAAACCAUCAGAUAUGUGAGAUCACGUACGAAACACGACAUCGACAUGCGUAUUGGGAUCCACUCAGGCUCUGUGCUGUGUGGUGUGUUGGGACUCAGGAAGUGGCAGUUUGACGUUUGGUCCUGGGACGUGGACAUCGCCAACAAGCUGGAGUCUGGAGGGAUCCCAGGGAGGAUCCACAUCUCCAAAGCCGCUUUGGACUGUUUGAACGGCGACUACGAGGUGGAGGAGGGCCACGGGAAGGACCGCAACGACUUCCUCCGCCGCCACAACAUCGAGACGUACCUUAUCAAGCAGCCGGAGGAGAGUCUGCUCACCCUGCCGGAGGAUAUCAUGAAGGAGGCGGCCAGCUCGGCCGACCGCAGGGCCAGCAGCACCACCUUCAACGAGGCAUCCUGGAGCCCCGAGCUUCCCUUUGACAACAUUGUGGGGAAGCAGAACACUCUGGCUGCCCUAACGAGAAAUUCGAUAAAUCUGCUUCCAAACCAUCUCGCACAAGCUUUGCAUGUCCACUCUGGUCCUGAGGAAAUUAACAAGCGAAUAGAGAGCGCCAUCGACUUACGGAGUGGCGAUAAGUUGAGAAGAGAGCAUAUCAAGCCUUUCUCACUGAUGUUUAAAGAAUCCAGCCUGGAAGAGAAGUACUCCCAGAUGAGGGACGAGGUGUUCAAGUCCAACCUGGUGUGCGCCUUCAUCGUGCUCAUCUUCAUCACCACCAUCCAAAGCCUGCUUCCCUCUGCCAGGAUGGUAACCAUGGUGAUCCAGUUCUCGGUCCUCAUCGUCCUCCAUUCCUGUCUGGUCCUAGUUACAACGGCGGAAGACUACAAGUGUCUGCCUCUGGUCCUGCGCAAAGCCUGCUGCUGGAUCAAUGAGACCUAUGCAGCGCGAAAUGUCAUUAUCUUCAUCUCAAUCCUCAUCAACUUCCUGGCAGCCAUGAUCAAUAUACUGUGGUGCGACUUCGACAAGUCCAGCACCUUUAGGAACCAGACGUACAACGAGUCGGCCUCCAUCCCAGACAUCUGCUUCUACCCAGAGUAUUUUGUGUUCACGGGGGUCCUGGCGAUGGUGACGUGCGCGGUGUUCCUGCGGCUGAACUCCGUGUUGAAGUUGGCGGUGCUGCUGGUGAUGAUCGCCAUCUACUCACUGCUGACCGAAGCUUUCUACACCUCGCUGUUUGUUCGCUACGACACCGUCCACCACAACACAGAAAACUUCCUGGGGACCAAAGAGACGUCGUUGCUCCUGAUGGCCAUGUUCCUCCUCGCUGUGUUUUACCAUGGCCAGCAGCUGGAGUACACAGCCCGGCUAGACUUCCUGUGGCGCGUCCAGGCCAAAGAGGAGAUCAACGAGAUGAAGGAGCUGCGAGAACACAACGAGAACAUGCUGAGGAACAUCCUGCCCAGCCACGUGGCCCGACACUUCCUGGAGAAGGACCGGGACAACGAGGAGCUGUACUCGCAGUCCUACGACUCUGUGGGUGUGAUGUUCGCAUCCAUCCCGGGCUUCGCCGACUUCUACUCCCAGACUGAGAUGAAUAACCAGGGAGUCGAGUGCCUGAGGCUCCUCAACGAAAUUAUUGCUGACUUUGACGAGUUGCUUGGUGAGGAACGUUUCCAGGACAUCGAGAAGAUCAAGACGAUUGGCAGCACCUACAUGGCCGUCUCUGGUCUAUCGCCUGAAAAACAGCAAUGUGAAGAUAAAUGGGGUCACCUGUGUGCGUUGGCCGAUUUCGCCAUCGCCCUCAACGAGAGCAUCCGGGAGAUCAACAAGCACUCGUUCAACAACUUCGAGCUGAGGAUCGGUAUGGCCCAUGGCUCAGUGGUGGCGGGUGUGAUCGGUGCCAAGAAGCCUCAGUACGACAUCUGGGGGAAGACGGUGAACCUGGCCAGCCGGAUGGACAGCACAGGGGUCAGCGGGAAGAUCCAGGUGCCCGAGGACACCUACCUGAUCCUGAAGGAGCGCGGCUUCGCCUUCGAGUACCGCGGCGAGAUCUACGUGAAGGGCAUCAGUGAGCAGGAGGGAAAGAUCCGAACACACUUCUUGCUGGGCCGGGUGCAGCCCAACCCGCUCAUCAUGCAGCCGCGCAAAAUCACCGGCCAGUACUCGCUGGCAGCCGUGGUGCUCGGCCUGGUGCAGUCCCUCAACAGGCAGAAGCAAAAGCAGAUCCUCAACGAGAACAACAACUCGGGCAUCAUGAAGGGCCACCACCACUACAACCGGAGGACGUUGUUAGCGCCCGGUGGCUCCGAGGUGGGAGGGGGGCAUCACACCGAAGCAGCUGAUAAGACUGAGCUGUCCUGAAGAGCAGACUAAAGAGCAGACUAGAGUUUUAGUUCCACUCAGAUUUCUCAGAGGCAGAGCUGCUCUUCAGGCAAAAAUGAUCCCAGUGGUUGAGUUAAUCUUCAGUGGAUGCAGCUACAGAACACUGGCUUUCUGGCUAAGUAACAUUAGGACGCAGGCACACCAGAAAAGCAGGUGAAAGUUCUUCAGGAGUCGUAGCAACUUUAGCAUUCCAGUACUGAAAGCUUCGUCUCUGAAUGGCUGCCCAUAUCUCUGAUUGGGAAAACCAACUGACCAAUCAGAGCUUUGUAGGCAGGAUUAAUAAUGGGGACAUCAUGUACCUGUACCAGAGCCAGAAUCCAUUCCAAACAAAAACUGUGGAUGAGACUGAUGAACGUUCUGUGUCGACUAACAGUGGCAUUAACGGGAUGAAUAUAUUCGUCGCUACUUGUGAGGGCAAAAUGGAAUUCAUUAUUAGGUUUCAACAAACCCCUUUAAAACUUCUGACCCUAAUGCUUGAAUUCCCCUAAGAUAUUCGUAAUCGUCGCUGUAGGUCUACGCAGAGAAGAGUGUUAUCGGUUGCAGAGGCUUACAGGGGACGUGCACAACUCCCAAACCCCAAGACCGUGGGCCCAAUUUCACAAAAGCAGUUUGCGAGAACACACAGAUCGCAGAUGGUGGCAGCGUGGCUUGCAAAUUGCAGAUAAAUCUGUGAAUCCUAUAGUGCUCUAAUAUGCUUAUGCAUGAGUCGCAAGUAUGGUGUUUGUUGUGAUUAGUGAAACUUCAAAAUUAGCACAAGAGGAAAUUAUCUCAUGCAGCAAAUUUGGUGAAUCGGGCCCCUGAGCAUUACACAAGCUGAUGGGACGAUCCAACUAAAGGUUGUCAUGAUACCAGAAUUUUAAACUUUGAUACAAGUAUAAAAAAACGAUACUCGAUACUUCUUUUGAUACCAUGGCAAAAAUAAAGUCCUAGGCACAAAAUAUAAUAUAUUUCUUUUUUAAGUCACUGAACACAUAUUGAGGACCAGUUGAUUUUCUUCCCCGUUGUUUCGUCUGUGCAACCUUGGGUUGAAAAUCUGAUUGCAGAUCUGUUUUUUUUUUAUAGCUUCAAUACUUUCGAUAUUAUAAUUAACUGAUAUUGUAUCGUUUUAAACACAUGGUAUCGAAAAAGUAUCGAAAACCUUAAUCCAAAUCCUGUUGGGACGUGGGUUCCCUCGGUGAGGCGAUACACAGUCCUGCCAAUGGUGUCACACUAUUCCACUGAUCUACAGGUUGCAGUAACGCAACAAGAAACACAACAAUGCACCAACAAAGGCAAGGAAGAAGAAGACUGCCAGCUAAUAUACAUGGCGGUAACCAAUGCAGGUUUCAAACUUAAGAAAAAUCGACUGUUUUGUAAGGAAAGAAAUAAAUGGAGCCCCCCUGGAGAGUACAGCGUUACACAUGGCUCUUGUUUUUUCUCAGCUGACCCCAGAGGGGCUCUGUAGACAUAUAACAAGUUUAUUAGUGUUUUGGUGAGCAACACUGAAUGUAAACAGAAAAAUUGUUGUUUGUUUACAAGAAAACACCACAGGGCACCUUUAAUCUCUACAUAUUCAUGUUGGAUGAGUUGGUUAUUGAGAUUAGCUACAACCUGAACAUAAACCAGUCUCACAUUAUGAGGUUAAUUAGCGGGUUAGCCCAGCUGAGCUCACACGUUCAAACGCUGGCUUUCGAGGUAACCUAGCUGACCUUUCAACAUCAUGAAUGUCUAGUAAGAAUGAAUGAAGUCACUUACAUAUUUUCACCAAUGUUACUUCUUUUCAAUUUCUUGCCAGUUAGCCCAAAUGUGCUCUGAAAAGGUUUCUCUGGCUCCUCCCGCUCAGGUUUAACUCAAUCAAUGAGAUAAUUCCUGCUCCAGGACAGCUCUUCUCUUGAUGAAUGUUUGUAGAACUGACGCUCCACUUUGAUCCUGAAAGAGGAGGUUGAGGAGGAUGAAGAGGAGGUGGUGGGGUUGGUGGGGUAGGGAGGGAGGGGCUGGACGGGACCGCUGCGUUCUGUUUUCAUCCACCCUCAUCUAUUCGAUGUCUGUUCGACUGAUCCCUUCGGACUGUCUGACGUUCCUCCUGUCGUUUCCACUUCCCCUUUUUAUGUCGCCUGGCCACCGACCCACCCCCGCCCAAAACCCAGAAACCCUGUCCCGCUCUGACCCUCGCCCGGUGUCGAUGUUUCUUUUUUGUAUUUCUUUUAUAUAUGAGAACACAAUAAAAGGGGUCUAAUUUUUUAUAUAA